Messenger RNA from Drosophila obscura, 3291 nucleotides. RefSeq names its product cilia- and flagella-associated protein 91-like. The coding region runs from base 136 to 3159 and encodes 1007 amino acids. The transcript has 3 exons. The record is from RefSeq and is a predicted model, not a curated record. Lineage: Eukaryota; Metazoa; Arthropoda; Insecta; Diptera; Drosophilidae.
AAAACAUAAAACUCAAUCACGAAUCAGACAUCAAAUAAUAAAUACAACAAACCACAAAACAUCUGAACAUUUACGAUAUAUUUCGCGUUACAAUAGACAAUAGGUUACUCGGUAAUUAGGGAAUUAAACAGUAAAAUGCCAGCACAGGAAAGGCCACCCUCAAGGGAGCUUCGAGGGCUUCGGGUGCUGCUUGACAAUCGCCAGACCGUACCAACACGUUCCGCAAUGGGACAACAAUUUCCCAUUCGUCAAAAGGAACAAUUUUCAAGUCACAUCAAACGGGUCGCAUUCGGUAAACAAAAAAGCAAUGGAGAUAAUGGACCACCAUCAAAGGCCAAAAGAGAUAUCAUUCAAGCUGGACAGGGCCUCACCUCAUGCCUGAUCACGAGAUCACCAAUGGACCAACGAUUACCAGCCGGUGCCAACAACCCAGCCGAGCGGUCGGUGGGAAGAUUGCCGCGUACAGACAGUGAGUGCCAGUUCAAGGCCCCGGGAAUCGAUUUUCUAACAGAACGGGAUACUAAUAUCACAACCCAUGAGGUCAAGAUGCGUCCCUCUGUGACUUCAAUUAAGAAUAAUUCCAAUAAGUGCGAUUUCUUCCCGAAAUAUGUGGACAAGCGACCAUUCAAGGAGCAGGGCACACAAACGCUCUAUAGGGAAUCCUCGGCACAAACUUUGGCCUAUUUGCCAGAGAUCAUGGACAAAGAGAUGAACGAGCAUCUAGAGCUGUUUACCCUGCCGUCUUUGCUGCCUGGAGAUAAUCCACCGGGACUCCAUGAGGUCGAGAUCCUAGAGCGGGCCCGAAGGCGUUGGGCCUUCAAUAAGGCGGUGAAAACGAACUUUAUGAGACAAUUGCACGAAGCGCGGGAGUUGACAAUGCAAACCAAAUACAAAUCCAUACUGGAGGCAUUCGAAUGGGAGGGUUGGAUCGAGCGAGAGGAGUACAUACAGGAGUGUCAGAUGAUGCGACUCGAGAUCGUCAUAAAGAUGUUUGACAAGCGCGAGAUGGAGAUGCACUUAGCAUCCAAGAAACGCAUUGAAAUGUCCUGCGAACGCAUCGAGAAGCGCCGUCAAGAGGGUCUGCACAAGAACGAGAUAGAGUAUCAGCGCGGCAAACGCCGCAACGAUAUACAGCUCGCAAAGACGUCACGGAAAUGGCAAAAGCAGAGCCCUUUGUAUGCCCUGGGAUCACCGUGCUCCGAGUUCUAUGGACCACUCAUCAGACACGGUGUUGAUCCGGCACGUCGAAGCUUUGCAGGUAAUAACCGCAAGGCCUUCGAUGUAAGGAUGGACGAGCUGCAGAAGCGCGUGAAUAUGAACAACCUGACUUGUCCGUUCAAAAAGCUCGAGGAAUGGUCCAAGCCCAAAGAGUAUGUUAAGGAGUACGAGCAGAACUUCUGCAAUGAUCUUAAAUUGCAAAAACUCUACGAAUCCUUGAAAGGCUUGAGAACGCAAACGACUAAGGAAUGGGCUGAGCCGAAGUGUCUUAAGAAAAGAAAGAAAUUAACCUCGGAAUAUGAUAAAUACGAGAAAUAUAAGAGUCGAGGUCAAAUACAUUACUAUCAGGCAGCGCCAAAACCGAUCGAACUGUCCAAGCCGACAGAGACGCGCACGAACGCACUUCGGCCACCAACAAGAAUGGGCUCAUUCCACGCAAAGCACUUGGAGGCUCAAAGAGGAGAAGAAGCUUUUGAGAAUUUGCUGACCACGUACGAAGGUACCUAUGUUGGGUGGAUCAUGAAGUUCCUCUCUGAGGAAAUGAGCCGACUGAAGGAACAUCGAAGGCUCCACUUCUUUACUGUUUUGGCCCAAAAGGAGAGAUGGCGACGCGAAGCGAAUGAAGCAGGAUUGCGGCAAAAGGAGAACGAAAUGAGAAGCCUCUACGAAGAGUUGUUCCAGAAGAGUAUUGGGGCCCACAACGAGAUUAGCAAUGAAUAUCUCAGCGCACUUUUAACAACAGAUAUGAGCCACAUAGCUGAGAGCGAGGCCGCUAUAACGGUGACCGGGCAGGCCAAGCAAAUCGAUGCAGAUAUCCAGAGAUGGCUGGAGGGCUUCAAGCUCAUCCAGACCCCACUCACCUAUGAUCCUCUGCGACUGAUGCUGCGAGACAUGGUCUCCCCAGACAUUAAUGCUGCUAUCGAUCUUCAUGAGAAGUCGCUCAUCGCCAGUUAUAUUGUGGAGGAAGUUAUUUUUGGCAGAGUGUGGGAAGAGCUUGAACCAAUCGAUAUAGCCGGUACCCUGACUAGCGAUUUGAUUGAUCGCCUCAUCGACAACGAUCUCUAUUUGUUCUCCACGGACAGCGAGAGCGAAACUCCUCAGAGGUCAUCGUGGUACGAGUCUCAAGCCAUAAUACGCAAACUCAUCCGCCAGGCUGUGCCCGGACAGCGCUGGAAGGAUGAAACCGAACGCAUUGUGCACGAGAACUAUAAUAGUCUGUUUGAUGAUGUCUUCGCUGAAAUCAUGAACAAAAUCGAUAAUCCUCCAUCGGUGAAAUCCUUCGACCUAAUCGCUGUGCGUGCAUUUCAAUCUCAGCGUCGCAUUUCAAAGACUGACAAUUUUCGCUCCUUAGAUAUUGAAGUCCUCCCAAUGAUCCAAAGCUCAUUGCCCAACUCAGAAUUCGAGCGCCUUCAAAUUCUAUCGCUACAAAAAAGGUUAAAAAAGGACAAUGUUACAGCUGGUUUGAAGGCCUUCGAUAAGUACCAGGAAUAUGACAAUUCACGUGAAGAAUUUGAUACAUUUAUGAAAUCAGAGGUGUUUGAACAGUUUAACACCAUGGAAUACGCACAAGUAAACCUACCAGAGGACGUAUUCAGCAUCACUGGCGUGAUAAAUCUAGACGACGAGAAAGACUUUAAGAUGCUUAAGCAUGAAAAAGAAGUAGAAGAGGUUAAUAUACCAUCGGCCAAUGAGUUUAUAGACCCUGGCAGUCUCCAUGAGGAGGCGGUCUUUGAGGGGGAAGAAGGUGCCAAUGCUGAAGAGGAGGAUAAGACUGAGUUGAGAGCUGAUGAGACACCGGAUGAUCUCAGUCUGCCUCUUACCUCUCAUGAAGGCAACGAAAAUGUAGAAGAAGUGGAAGAAGAAUAUUUUUCCGAGGAACAAAGCCAGUCAGUAAACGCCGAGACCUACAGGACGAAUUCUCAAGUAUUUAAGUUCAGAUGAUUUUUAAAUUUCUUGACAGUUAUAAUGAAUUUCAAUGAAAAUGUUAAUUUAGCUUUAAUUCCUUACAUCAGCCGUUGUUGGAAUGGAAAGUUAGAGUAGUAAAAACAAAAAAAAAAACUUUACAUCAAAAAA